Macaca mulatta (Rhesus monkey) is the source of this 336-nucleotide messenger RNA. It is a transcript of the gene KRTAP8-1, whose product is annotated as keratin associated protein 8-1. The record is from RefSeq and is marked provisional. Lineage: Eukaryota; Metazoa; Chordata; Mammalia; Primates; Cercopithecidae.
CUAAGCCCUCCACUCCCGACACCAUGCACUGCAACAACUUCUCCGAGGCUGUCUUCCCAGGAUGCUACUGGGGCACCUAUGGCUACCCGCUGGGAUAUAGUGUUGGCUGUGGCUAUGGCAGCACCUACUCCCCAGUGGGCUAUGGCUUCGGCUACGGCUACAAUGGCUGUGGGGCUUUUGGCUACAGGAGAUACUGGCCAUUUGCUCUCUACUGAUUGGCUGAAAUCCCCGAGGCGUAGAAUCUUCUCUCCCCUGAAGGCUGAGCAGCACAUCUCCAGGUUCCCCCCGUAUCCACUCCUUCAUUCCUCAUUUGCUCAUCAACCUCAGAGACACUGC